AUGAUUAAUGCAUCGAUGCUGACACGUAUAUGCGAAAUUACGAAUUGGAUUUACGUGGAGAACACUACAAUGCGUAAUGUGUUCAUUAUUGAACUUAUUAGUAGCAUUAUUGCUAUUUUCGCUAUUUCUAUUAUACUCUUUGCCAUGCUUAUCAAUCGUACACUUCACUUUAAUAUGCGUUUAUUACUAAUAUGUUUGUGUGGAGCAUUUAUACUUACUUCAAUAGAUUCAGAGGUUACAGGAACACUUCUUGAUUCUGUGUACUACUUGAUAGCAAUUGGAUUGAAAAAGGGAGUAGAGCGUUGUGCAUGGUUAUUGUUCAAGAAAUCAGAAUGCAUUGCAUUACGCAACGUGUAUUAUUUUGGUGUAAUAAUAAUAUUUGUUUCAACUUUAUUUUUAUCAGUUGAGAGGAUCAUUGCCACUAUUCUAUAUCGGACUUACGAGCGUAUAACACGUCGAUGGAUCAGCAUUCUAAUGGCAUUUUUUCAGUGGUCAUUGAUAAUUCCACUGAUAUACUACCAAGAUGAAGAUAUUGGAUACAUAUUUCCUUACUGUGCCUAUGAACUGUUUAAUCCUCGAGCCUUUGCAAAUAUUGAACUUGGUGUUAUAGCUAUUCAAAUUUUUUCGUUUGUUACUACUAUAAUUUUAUGGAUAUACAAUAGUAAACAACAACUGCUGCGUAAAUCUCAGAACAAAAAUUUGAGUAUACAGUAUCAAUUACGCGAAAAUGUUUCAACAGCCAAAAUAAUGGUAGCAAUAAUUAGUCUAACAACAAUACCAGUACUUUCCAACACUUUUCUCUACUUUGUUUCACCAUACCGAAAGAAUGAUAAUUACUGGAAGAUUGUUGAAGAGAUAGUCGUGUACAGUUUUUUUGCCGAAAUACAGGCCUGCUUCACGUCCGUUACUGCAAUUCUCUUUGCUGUUGUUGUAUGCUUAAAAUGUAAAGCAAUUCAAUCAUCGCUCUUUCACGUAAUCGGUUUAACGUACUGUACCAAACUUUGGGGCAAAAAUUCUGUCAAUGCUGUACCAGAUGAUAUUGUUUGUCGAACAUACUUUGAUCAACUUCAUCACCAGUGGGGUCAGCACCAUAACUUACCACUCCCUUUUAGUCUCACAAGAAACAAUGAUUUACAAAGUGGAAUUACUCGGGAUUUAAAAUUUACUGCAAUUAACAAAUCAAACUGA
Messenger RNA from Thelazia callipaeda (thelaziosis nematode), 1188 nucleotides. The record is from the annotation of a GenBank genome assembly. Lineage: Eukaryota; Metazoa; Nematoda; Chromadorea; Rhabditida; Thelaziidae.